AUGAAGACGAAACCGAGCAGCUCCAAUAUGCAGUUGCUGCUUUUUGUUUUCUUGGCGUGGGACCCAGCCAGGUUGGUGCUGGCUAACAUCCAAGAAGAUGAGGCUAAAAAUAACAUUACCAUCUUUACAAGAAUUCUAGACAGACUUCUGGAUGGUUACGAUAAUCGGCUUAGACCAGGACUGGGAGACAGUAUUACUGAAGUCUUCACUAACAUCUAUGUGACCAGUUUUGGCCCUGUCUCAGAUACAGACAUGGAAUAUACAAUAGAUGUUUUCUUUCGACAAAAAUGGAAAGAUGAACGAUUAAAAUUUAAAGGUCCUAUGAACAUCCUUCGACUCAACAAUUUAAUGGCCAGCAAAAUCUGGACUCCAGAUACCUUUUUCCACAAUGGUAAGAAGUCGGUGGCGCACAAUAUGACAAUGCCAAAUAAGCUGCUGCGAAUCCAGGAUGAUGGCACCCUGCUGUACACGAUGAGGCUUACAGUUCAAGCUGAAUGUCCAAUGCACUUGGAGGAUUUUCCAAUGGAUGCCCACUCAUGUCCUCUGAAAUUUGGCAGCUAUGCGUAUACAACCUCAGAGGUUACUUACAUUUGGACAUACAACGCGUCUGAUUCUGUACAAGUUGCUCCUGAUGGCUCGAGGUUAAAUCAAUAUGAUCUGCUGGGCCAAUCAAUUGGGAAGGAGACAAUUAAAUCUAGUACAGGUGAAUAUACCGUAAUGACAGCUCAUUUCCACUUGAAAAGAAAAAUUGGGUAUUUUGUGAUUCAGACAUAUCUGCCUUGCAUCAUGACGGUCAUUCUCUCCCAAGUGUCGUUCUGGCUUAACAGAGAAUCUGUGCCCGCGAGAACAGUGUUUGGGGUAACAACCGUUCUAACAAUGACAACUCUGAGCAUCAGUGCGCGGAAUUCUCUCCCCAAAGUGGCCUAUGCGACCGCCAUGGACUGGUUUAUUGCUGUUUGCUAUGCCUUUGUGUUCUCUGCCCUCAUUGAAUUUGCAACUGUUAAUUACUUCACCAAAAGAGGAUGGGCUUGGGAUGGAAAGAGCGUCGUCAAUGACAAGAAAAAAGAAAAAGCCUCUGUGAUGAUACAGAACAACGCUUAUGCAGUGGCUGUUGCCAAUUAUGCCCCGAAUCUUUCAAAAGACCCAGUUCUCUCCACCAUCUCCAAGAGCGCAACCACGCCAGAACCCAACAAGAAACCAGAAAACAAACCAGCUGAAGCCAAGAAGACUUUCAAUAGCGUUAGCAAAAUUGACAGAAUGUCUAGAAUAGUUUUCCCAGUUCUGUUUGGUACAUUUAAUUUAGUUUACUGGGCCACAUAUUUAAACAGAGAACCUGUAUUAGGGGUCAGUCCUUGA
Rangifer tarandus platyrhynchus (Svalbard reindeer) is the source of this 1356-nucleotide messenger RNA. The record is from the annotation of a GenBank genome assembly. NCBI's taxonomy places the organism in Eukaryota, Metazoa, Chordata, Mammalia, Artiodactyla, Cervidae.